Molecule: messenger RNA, 1728 nt
Organism: Durusdinium trenchii
Lineage: Eukaryota; Dinophyceae; Suessiales; Symbiodiniaceae
Source: the annotation of a GenBank genome assembly
AUGCGACCAUGGGCAUUGGUGCUUUUGUUGGGGUGUUUGUCCAGUAUCAAGGGUCAUCGGCAAACAGAAAGCAUGUUGGCGCUCACGGAGGAUUCACCAGAGAGGUUCGAUCGAGGUGAGAAGGAGGAGGAGGUGAAGAGCAAGAUCUCGAAUUUCUUUGAGAGUGUGAGUGCUGCAGAGCCGAUGGGAGCAGAUCAAGAAGGAGUCAAGUCAACAACACAAGCAGGACGUACUCAAGACAGAACACGAGACCUUUGGCUCACGUCGGAGAGAGUUAUCCACAUGCAACCUGGCCAGAUAGGCCUUUGGCUUGACCUGAGCACCGGUAUGAUUCAAAAGGUCUAUGAAGGGACACAGGCUGAAAGGCUUGGCUUCCAGGUUGGCGACUACAUCACCAAAGUGGGAACUGCCGGGUUCAAUUUAGCAGCCUACCAAAAAGCUACCAAGCAGCAGUCGGGAGGCUAUGACAUAACGAUUGAAAGUCCUUCUCAAGUGGCGCGGGCAGCACAAUACACUUUGCUGUUCCUGCUCAUGCCGGCGGGAAUGGCGGGUUGUUUGCUUAUGUUGUUCUUGCCUUACAUCAUCUCUCAAGGCCUGUUUGGACCGGAUGUGGACAGCAAGACACUGACGCAACCGGCAGCGAUUCUGCUGUUUGGCACAAGUGUCGCCUAUGCUUUGGGGAUUUUUGGCGGGUUGUUUCUCAACUGGCGCUAUUCGGGUCUAGGGUACAAGAUGAAAAUAGUUGGAGAAACAAUAGGCUUUUCAGGACUUGUGAUGGGCUUGUGUUUCAACCGCUGCAAUGCUUUACUGAAAGUUAGGCUUCGCAGGGACACUGCAAGUGAGCUGAGAAGUGCAUACUCAGCGGCUUUAGUGCUUCCUUGCGGGGUUGCUUUGUUCAGGUUCGUUGGGCAACUGUGGCGAGUUUGGCCAGAAGCCAAGAGCCUGCGCUCGACAGCUCUCCUGCACGUAUUCUAUGGUGUGAGCGAUGUUCCGAAUGCAUUUCUAGUGCUCCUAUUCACUUCGUUGACUUCUGGGAUAUGCACGACAGCACGGCAGAGAAUGCUUGAGGUAAGUGAAGGACUCCCCUGCGAAGCAACACAAUUUGCAGAGUGUGUGCACAAACCCUGUGCCGAGCUUCUGCUGGACAUUCCUGCAAAUUUGGCUCCUUGUGGACUGCCAAUCCUACUUCUGAUCGUUGGCAUAGUGCCAGCCUUCUUCCGUUUCUAUGAAACGGCAAUGAACCUUGUUGUGUUGUCCAAGCUUGGGCGUGGGCUGCCACAGGACUGGUGUGAUCUUGGCUACCACGCCUUUAUGCUUGCAGGUUUCACAUUGGCUGCUGCCAUUGGGCCUCUUCAGCUCUCCUGGGCUCUUCGAGAUUUCCAGCGUCGACUCGCAGAUGCACGACGGCUUGACAGCAAUAUGCACGUGCAAGUACAGGCAGUCGAAGCCAUGCUGGCACAGGUGAACGAUGGGAAAGGCUGGGGGAUUCCCGUCUUCGAGGGCUUUGUCCUGACCAAGUCAGUCAUGCAAACGCUGUGCCUGCGCCUCCUGCUCGCUGGCACUGUAAUCAAGGCUUUCCUUGACACCGAGCUUGGCUUUCACCAGGAGGAGAAGGAGCGUUCUCGCACCCAGCUGGCAACAAUUGUGGACGGCUUGCACAAUAUGACCGGUCUCCUCAAGAACCAAUCCAUCAACCUUGCCAAGAUCUUAGACAACCAUACGCUCUGA